AUGCGAUGGUUGACGACGUUUACCGCCACCGCGGUGUUGGUCGGAAUUCUGAUGCCGGCAGCUGCUGCAGGACGCCUGGCUCCUUACGCUCCGGAAUGGCCACACCGGUUGACCACGGCCACGUUAACAGCGUACGUGAACAAAACGUUCGGACCGUUGCAGCGGUGCUUGAAAGUGGCGGCUGACGACACUGCUGAGGCAGCCGCCAUAGUGGCCAUGCUCUACCCGCAGCGGGACAACGGCGGUGCGGGCGGACGUCCAUCCGACGUGGACGUCCCCGUUAAGACUAUCGCUUUAGUCACGUCUAAUGACGUUUCGGUGUUCUGUUCUGCCUACGUGGUUGUCGGACGUCGGCUGGAUACGAUCGAAAAUUAUUUCGAGUAUUUUAGAAGUGACGCGGCCGAAAGAAUGUUGGUGGUCUUCUUACAGAGUAGGAACUACAUUAAGCCGUUCAUCAAAUAUUCACCUUCAUACUUCAAUUACAAAGAUGUUAUACUUAUAAAUGUACAUCCACAAAAAGAAACAGUGUAUCAAAUGAGCAUAUACUUCAAAAAAUUUGUUCCUAUUGCCAAGGAACAUGACCAAUGGUUUAGACAUGACUUGCAAGGAAAAAAAAAAGUAAAAAACUUUCAUAAGAUCCGUAUUAAGUUAUUGGCUUACAACAAUUCACUUUUUAGUAGUGUGAUAAAGGAAAAUGGAACGGGAAAAUUAAGCUUAUCGUAUGGCGUUGAAAGUAUUAUAUUCAAAGAAAUCGCUGCAAGAUUAAACAUCACAUGGGACACAUACACGUCUGACGACAAAGACAAAUGGGGGACUGUGUGGUCAAACAAUACAAUAACCGGUGGAGCACUCAAAUGGUUGUACACUAAAAGAGUUGAUGUAUCAUUUUGUUCACUUUGGAUUGAUCAUAUAAAAUCAAAGUUUGUUGACAUGUCUAAAUUUUGGACAUUAACGUGUUUAAAAUUUUUAGUCCCCAAGCCCCAACUGUUGCGAGAAAAAUGGGACUUGCUGUUCAAACCAUUUCCAUUAAAUUUGUGGUUAUUAGUUUUAUUUUCUGCGACAUUGACAACGUUUACAGUAUGGAUAUUGGCUUGCGUUCAAAAAAAAAUUGGCUAUGAAAAAAUCAACGUAUUUACUUCGUUAUCAGCGACCAUCUUUUGGAUUAUCGGAAUGAUGUUAUUGACGAACAAUCCACGUACUUAUCGAAUGGGACCUGUUAGACAUUUGAUCAAUUGGUGGUGCAUAUUUAUAUUCGUCAUGUCUACUUCAUUUUCCAGCAUUCUUUAUUCAUUCAUUACAUCGUCUGAAUAUACAGAUAUUGUUUUAGAAGUUGAAGAUAUGGUGAAAGCGAAUUACCAUUGGGGCCUUACGUAUCCUCCCCCUUAUAAGUAUAUAUUGAAAAUGCAGAAUCCGGCGCACAUGGAGUUCAGCAAGCGGUUCAUACCCGAACGCGGCGUGAACGAUCGGAUCAAGCGACUUGAAGGCGGCCAGUACGCAAUUCUGACAAAGUGCCUGUACGAGAAACACUUUAUGGAAUCGGAAAAUGUUCCGGUGUCCAUGCUGAACAACCUGCGGACGGCCCGGACGUGCAUGAAUCAGUUUUAUAUCGGGUUCGGGUUCGCCAAGUGGUCGCCGUACACGAAACCCGCGAACCUGGUCAUCCAGCGGAUAUUCGAGAGCGGACUAAUCGACUAUUGGCUGAGUCGGGUGACUGAGGUCCGCAUGUCGCCUGCCACGUUCGAGCAGGUGUACGAAGUAAAACCGCGCAGGGGCGGUGACCCUUUGCCGCUUAGCUUCAAACAGUUCAAAGUUGUCAUGGCCGUAUGGAUGGUCGGGUGCGCGCUGUCGACAGCCGUGUUUGCCGUCGAAUGUCGGUACGGUCGCAGCGGCGCAAACCGAUCGCACCGCACAUAA
Molecule: messenger RNA, 1914 nt
Organism: Melanaphis sacchari
Lineage: Eukaryota; Metazoa; Arthropoda; Insecta; Hemiptera; Aphididae
Exons: 6
Coding region: 1-1914 (637 amino acids)
Cellular component (GO): membrane
Molecular function (GO): ligand-gated monoatomic ion channel activity
Source: RefSeq, a predicted model, not a curated record